AUGGCAAUUAAACCAAAGAGAAAAGCCCCAGAGGAGGAAGAGCCAGAAAAACCGGCUAAGGUAGUAGCUGGUAAGCAGCCCAGAAUGGGAGAUUUACCUAAUGUUGACUAUAACAUACCAUUAUUUCCCGAAUCAGAAUUGCACCAGGAUGAAUGGUCUAUUCCAAAAUUUAAUCUUUUCAUUAGUUUCACGAUAAAUUAUCUGCUUGAAUCGUACAAAUCGGUAUUCAAGGACUUUAUUAAACUUCCCAGUAGGAAGUUCCACCCCCAAUACUACUACAGGGUUCAGCAGCCGAUCUCCAUUAAUGAAAUCAAAUCUAGAGACUAUGAAUUCCCAGAUGGGCCACACACCUUUUUGCUUGAUGUGGAAUUGCUGGCGAAGAACUGUGCUUCCUAUAAUGAAAGUGGCAGUUUGAUCGUGAAAAAUUCUUUGCAAAUGGUUCAAUACAUUGAGUAUGAGGUCUUGAAGGCCAAAAACGUUACAAGAAAUUACCUAGUGUCUGAUGAUGUGAGGCCUCGGUUACUUAGCCAUUUGAACCGAGUGAUAGAUGCCACCGAUAGAGAGAUAGAAAUCGAAUAUGGUGCGACCAAGACAGACGCGGAUGAUACGAUGAAGAUCAGCGAACCGUUCAUGGAACUUGUCUCGAAGGAAGAACUGCCUGAUUACUAUGAGGUAAUUCACCGGCCGUGUGCGUUGUCGCUCGUUAAACAAAAUUUGGAGGUUGGUUAUUAUUCCAAGAUAUACGAUUUUAUCAUUGACACUCAAUCCGUCUUUCAGAACGCUUUAGUCUUCAACGACAGUAGCACUUUAAUAUAUCAAGAUGCUCAAAAACUGUUGAAUUACUUCAAUCAUCUGAUACAGGAUAAAUUCUUCCCUGAAUUACGAGAUGCUAGUGAGCGUGGAGAAAUCAAACUUGAAUAUGACAAGAUUGAAUAUGAACAAUAUCUAGCAGACGGUGGUAACGAUCAUACUGAAGAUGUGCAAGAAGAAGAUGAUGAAGCCGAUUAUGAUUUUAAUCAUUUUGAGGGAUUGGGCAAUGGUUACAACCGUUCCGUUUUGUCUGAAGAUUAUCUCUUAGGACCCAACAGAGCAGAAACUACAAACAAAAUUCAAAAAUUAUCGACGCCCAUUGAAGAACCUCCAAGAGUGCCCAAAUACAACAUUAUCACAUCCAUGCAAAGAGAGUUUAUCUCUGAAGAACAUACAAUGGAAAAGGUACCAUACCACCUGAUUGAUCAAGUUUGCAUUUUUUCAUCAAAAAGCCUUUACCGACAGGCGACCACACCUGUCGUGGGUGGGAAGCCAUCUUGUAACCAGAACUGGGUAGAGUACAUUUUCAAUGGUGAUCAACUAAGUCAAAAUGAGAACAUGUUUUCUCUUACAUUACAGCCCGUUCAAACGUUCUUGACGUUAACGGCCAAGGUAUCCGAUAGGAAGACGGAUGUUUCUCUCAGUUUGAAUAAAGAGGAUAUAAAAUCUCAAAGAGCAACUUCGAGCGGCCCAAAGCCAGAGAGUCCGCAAGAAAAGGUUGAGCAAGGAAAGGAUCUCAGUGAACCUGAAAAAUUUGACAUUCGCCUGAAUGAAGGUCUGAAUUACGCCGAAUUGAAAUGCCAAAACACAGCGAGUGAGAAGAGAGAAUUAAUGAGAUUUUGGAUCAACGUGCUACCGUGA
Torulaspora delbrueckii is the source of this 1671-nucleotide messenger RNA. RefSeq names its product Rsc4p (gene RSC4). Gene Ontology annotation, biological process: chromatin remodeling. The transcript has a single exon. Gene Ontology annotation, molecular function: protein binding. Lineage: Eukaryota; Fungi; Ascomycota; Saccharomycetes; Saccharomycetales; Saccharomycetaceae. The record is from RefSeq and is a predicted model, not a curated record. Gene Ontology annotation, cellular component: RSC-type complex. The coding region runs from base 1 to 1671 and encodes 556 amino acids.